UGAGUGACAUCCGGUAAUGCGCUUCGACGCUCAUUUCCGCCCCAAACUUGCGUCUGCGCUGGCGUCAUUUCCGCCAACCUGGAUUAUCUCCGCCCUUCCCGCCUCCCUGCUCGGAGCGUUUUAAACACAGGCCUCGGGCCUACCGCUCUGGGGGCGCUUGGGGGGCGGGGGGACAGGUCUGAUGAGUAACCCCUCCCCCCAGGUCUCAGAGGGAGAAGCCUCCACAUCUGUCCGCCGGCCCAAGAGUUCCAUGGCCUCUGCAUCCCGCCGCCAGCGCCGAGAGCGUCGCUUCCGUCGCUACUUGUCUGCAGGACGGCUGGUCCGGGCCCAGGCCCUCCUCCAGCGACACCCAGGCCUUGAUGUGGAUGCUGGGCAGCCCCCUCCGCUGCACAGGGCCUGUGCCCGCCAUGACGCCCCUGCCUUGUGCCUGCUGCUCCGCCUUGGGGCUGAUCCUGCCCACCAGGACCGCCACGGGGACACUGCGCUGCACGCUGCUGCCCGUCAGGGCCCUGAUGCUUACACAGACUUCUUCCUGCCACUGCUGAGUCGCUGUCCCUCCGCCAUGGGGAUAAAGAACAAGGAUGGGGAGACCCCUGGGCAGAUUCUAGGCUGGGGACCUCCCUGGGAUUCCGCCGGAGAGGAGGAGGAGGAGGAAGCGUCCAAGGAGCAGGAAUGGAGGCAGAAGCUGCAGGGCGAGCUGGAGGACGAGUGGCAGGAGGUCAUCGGGAGAUUCGAAGAUGACGCUUCUCGGGAGACCCAGGAGCCCGAGUCCUUCUCCGCCUGGUCCGAGCGCCUGGCCCGGGAGCAUGCGCAGAAGCGCCAGCAUCAGCAACAGUGGGAAGCAGAAAGGUCUCGCCGAACGCUGAGAGCCGAGAGCUCCAGUCACAGCUGGCGACAGCAAGAGGAGGAGCAGCGGCUCUUCCGAGAGCGAGCCAGGGCCAAGGAGGAAGAACUUCGUGAGAGCCGAGCCAGAAGGGCCCAUGAGACUCGAGGAGACCAAGGGCCAGAGCCAGCCAGGGCUGGGCCAAGGGCCGAGCACCCCAGAGGGGCAGGGAGAGGCAGUCUCUGGCGCUUUGGUGAUGUGCCCUGGCCCUGCCCUGGGGGAGGAGACCCAGAGGCCAUGGCUGCAGCCCUGGUGGCCAGGGGCCCACCCUUGGAGGAGCAGGGGGCUCUGAGGAGAUACUUGAGGGUUCAGCAGAUCCGCUGGCAUCCUGAUCGUUUCUUGCAGCGAUUCCGAAGCCAGAUUGAGACCUGGGAGUUGGGCCGGGUGAUGGGGGCUGUGACAGCCCUUUCUCAGGCCCUGAAUCGCCACGCAGAGGCUCUCAAGUGAUGGCAGGGAAAGAACCAGAAACUGUGGGGAUGUAGCCUUAGGGACAAUCAGAAGGAGGAAGGACAUGGUCAGGGAUGGGGCUGGCCCAGGAAGGGGCACAUGCUGCCCAAGCGGACACUGGGUGGGAGCAAAACUUUUAAUGAAACGAGUGGGGCCCAUGGGCCUCUACCACUACUCUUGACUCUGCUAUUUCCUAAUAAGACCUGGUUCCACAUCUCUCUCA
Molecule: messenger RNA, 1553 nt
Organism: Perognathus longimembris pacificus (Pacific pocket mouse)
Lineage: Eukaryota; Metazoa; Chordata; Mammalia; Rodentia; Heteromyidae
Gene: Nfkbil1
Product: NFKB inhibitor like 1
Exons: 4
Coding region: 182-1330 (382 amino acids)
Biological process (GO): canonical NF-kappaB signal transduction; negative regulation of toll-like receptor signaling pathway
Cellular component (GO): nucleus
Molecular function (GO): protein binding
Source: RefSeq, a predicted model, not a curated record